Messenger RNA from Octopus sinensis (East Asian common octopus), 2280 nucleotides. Its product is annotated as mucin-5AC. NCBI's taxonomy places the organism in Eukaryota, Metazoa, Mollusca, Cephalopoda, Octopoda, Octopodidae. The record is from RefSeq and is a predicted model, not a curated record. The transcript has 7 exons. The coding region runs from base 228 to 2078 and encodes 616 amino acids.
CGUCUGUGUUCUAUUUAUCACAAGUCCCCACGUUAUCGCCACGUAGUUUUUUCAGCAAAAAGCCACUACUUUUUAGACACUGAUAAAUGGUCUAAUGAAUGAUUCCUACUUAAAUCUUUCACAUAGCGACUGUUAACAGCCGAUAAGAAACAAAUAAAACCCCAAAAAACAAAAAAAGAAAGAAAUACAGUGAAACAAAGAGCAAUCUUCACAAAUACAUCGUCGCGAUGCAGAGCCAAUACAACAUGCGUAGUCCAGCUGUGAAGCGUCUAAUGAAAGAGGCACAAGAACUGAAAGAUCCAACUGAGUUAUUCUAUGCCCAACCAUUAGAAGAUAACUUAUUUGAGUGGCAUUUCACAAUUCGCGGUCCAAUCGAUACGGAUUUUGAUGGUGGAAUUUUCCAUGGCCGUAUUGUUCUUCCACCAGAUUACCCCAUGAAACCUCCCAGUAUUAUUAUUUUGACUCCCAAUGGUCGUUUCGAAGUUAACAAAAAGAUCUGUUUGAGUAUAUCUGGUCAUCACCCAGAAUCAUGGCAACCAUCUUGGUCAAUUCGUACUGCAUUGUUAGCCAUAAUAGGAUUUAUGCCUACUCAUGGGGCUGGUGCUAUUGGAUCCCUUGAUUACACAACUGAUGAACGGAAAGUACUUUCUAAAAAGUCCCUGUGCUGGAAAUGUCCUGUGUGUGGUUCUGUAAAUAAUGUGUUGAAAUCCUUAACUGAUGCUUCCAAGAAAACCAGUGAAGAAGCUAAAGAUUUAGCUUCAAAGAUUAAUUUUCAGAGUGAGAAGGGAAGUAAAUCUGGCUCUGAUAAGGCUUCUACGGCUGCAACCACAUCGUCUAACGCUGGGUUUACUGGUAGCAGUACAGUAGCAGGAGCAGAAGGAGGAGGAGGUGCCACAGCAGCAGGUGCAGCCACUGCAGCAGCAGCAGCAGCAACAACAUCUACCCCAGCCUGGAUGAUGCCACCCAACAUGAACUACCCUUCACCCUUAAACAUGGGCAGCAUGCCAGGGAUGUUUCCUCAGUCAUCUCCUUUCUUUGCUCCGAUGACCGGGCAGUUUCCUUACCAUUUCAGAUUUCCAUAUCCUCCCACCAGUAUGGACCCAAAUGUCAAUUCCAUGCCAAACUGUCGAAUGAUGCCCCCGUUUCCAAAUCCAUUUUUACCCCCAAUGUUUCCCGCUAAUUAUGCCUUCCCCCAGCCUGGUGUCGCCGACAACUCAAACGCUUCCGCUGCGAAUGCUAUGCCAUUUUCUUUCCCUUUCAUGCCCGGUUUUCCAACUAUGCCCGCUGCCGUGUCUGCGACAAGUGCAAGUGUCACGACCUCUGCUCCUGUUUCAAGCCCUGCUACUGUAACAUCCAGCUCUACCAGUUCAACAGCAGCUUCUCAGUCGAAACAGCUGACUUCAUCUUCUGCAUCCAAACCAACUUCUACUAAUCCGUCCACCACAACCACCACUACUACAACCACUACUGCUACUACUAAUAAAUCAUUACUCAAUGCCACUGGAGGCGUAUCCCAGGACAGUACAGAUUCUGCUAGCACCCAAGAUCUUUCAGUUCCCGCCCCGUCGACGUCAUCACAGCGAGUCUCAGAUAAUGUGUCAGACAACACAUCGCCAAAUGUAGAGACCGUCACGGCUGGCAGGAAUGAUGUGGAUGUUGUAGCCUGUCCUUCACCUUCCUCUUCUUCUCCUCCCCAUGCUUCUGCCACACAAAGCACGACUUCACCUGGAACUACACUUCGGCAUCGUACGACGUCUGCUGUUACGACACCUUCGUCGUCAUCAGAAACAUCACUGUCAUCAACGACGACAACAACAACUACAACAACAACAACAACACCAGCAAACACGUCUAAUACAAACACAUCCGCCACUACAACAACAACAACAUCAGCAGCUCCACAGAUGGAGACUGCAGACGUAGCUUCACCGCCAAACGCUACCACGCAGAGACCGUCUUCAAGGGGUACGGCCAGCUUCGUCCUGAUGGUCAUGCUAGGAGCAAUGAUCCUUUUGCUGUGUUUGCGCCGUCUUUAUGUCAGCGUAGACCAUUUACCAUAUUCAGAUUAUAUGCAGUAGACACGUGAGAAUCUCCACAUUUAGCAAACUAUUUCGAUUGCACUGAAACUUGAGUGACCCCAACUCGAGUACCCCCCACUAUCGUCGUCAAUUGUCUUUUUAGACCAGAUUCCACUCUCCGUUAUUUGAAGUGGUGAUGGGGGUAAAUAUACAGAUACAGGCAUGCAUUUAUAUAUAUAUAUAUAUAUAUAUAUAUAUAUAU